AUGGUACUGCACAGCCUGUUCGUCUCUGGAUGUCCGUGGUUGAGAUGGCUGGCCACAUCGCUUCACAUGGCUCUGUUCCUGCAGCUGCUGGUGGUGUGGGAGACGACAGAGGCCAUCCACCCAGACUGCGCCCUGGUGGUUCAGCACAUGAAGGCUCAGGAGGAAUGUAACCAGAUCCUCAAACAGGAGAAGAGCAACUACUCCACCAGGACAGGUUGUCCGACAGCGUGGGAUGAGAUCCGUUGCUGGCAUCGUGCUGAGGUGGGACAGGUGGUCAGCGUCUCGUGUGCCAAUGUCUCCCAGCUGUUUGCUAACAACCAAGGUUACAUCUACAGGAACUGCACCGAGGACGGAUGGUCCGACCUCUACCCCUCCUACGAGGAGGCCUGCGAGUUCACAGAGUACGAAGAGACAGAACCAGAGACAACAUACUUCUCCAACUUCAAGCAGGUGUACACUGCAGGCUACGCUACAUCACUCAUCUCCCUUAUAUCGGCUAUUUUUGUCUUAACUGUGUUCAGGAAGUUUCACUGCACCAGGAACUACAUCCACAUCAACUUGUUUUUCUCCUUCAUCCUGAGAGCGAGCGCUGUCUUCAUUAAAGAUGGCGUUCUUUUUUCUGAUGAAAACCUGGACCACUGCUUCAUGUCUACUACAUCCUGUAAAUCAGCCAUGGCCUUCUUCCAGUUCAGUAUCCUGGCCAACUACUUCUGGCUGCUGGUGGAGGGCAUGUACCUGCAGAUGCUGCUAGCUCUCACCUUUGUCUUCCAAAAGAAAUACUUCUGGUGGUACAUACUCAUCGGCUGGGGUCUCCCAACAACAAUCAUAAUGGCGUGGAUCCUCUCUAGAAACUUCUAUGAUGACAAGGGGUGCUGGGAUGACACAGAUGUGGCCUUCAUCUGGUGGAUCAUAAAAGCUCCAAUAACCGCGUCACUACUGGUGAACUUCAUCAUCUUCAUCAAUGUGAUCCGCAUUCUGGUCCAGAAGCUGAGAUCUCCUGGUGUCGGUGGCAAUGACACCAGUCACUUCAAGCGGCUGGCCAAAUCCACUCUGCUCCUCAUCCCUCUGUUUGGGAUGCACUACAUGGUGUUUGCCUUUCUGCCAGAAAACACAGGAGCAGAGGCCCGAAUCUUCAUAGAGCUCGGCCUGGGAUCCUUUCAGGGAUUCGUUGUGGCUCUGCUCUACUGCUUUCUAAAUGGCGAGGUGCAGGCAGAACUGAAGAAGAGGUUUUGGAAGUGGCAGACUCAGAGUUACCUGAGCUACAGUAAACAAAGGCGUACGCUGUUCACUGAAAGCAGCACGGUGACUCAGAUCUCCGUCUUUGACAAAUCCAGCCCCAAAGAUCAGCCGGCCUCAGAGACUCACACACUCACACCCAGCAACGUGUCCACUGUCUGAGGAACAAUCGCUGGUAUUCAUGUCCUGCGUUACAAGGUCCUGAGCAGGUGACCAAACCACAGAGCCUGAUCGUUGAAUGUUACAGUACCUCUUAACUUUGUACUUUUGCAGUAUCCCACAUGGGCUGCCAAAUUGACAUGUUAAUUUGUAUGACUUAAGUCUAACAUCUGACACACCUUUCCCGUUAAACCUACUCCCAUGAUAUUAUUUCCAAGCGUACAGGCUUUACUAUGGGCAGACAGGAAGGUCUCAUCUUCUAUUGCUUUUGUGUUAAACUGCUUUGGUGUCCCUCCUCUUCAUCUUAUUCACCUACCAAAUAGUUUCUCCCCUUUUAGAAAAGCACCGAUUUCAAGUUCACAAUGAAUGCGGUUUCAAAAUUUCAGGCUUUAUUUUUUUAUUAGAUAUAUCAAAUAAAAUUAAGAUUAGAUUAUUCUGUCACAGCACCUCUGAGUCCUUCAAGUCUAAACUGUAAAAUCUUGUGUUUGCGUUGUUUUUGCUAAUGUUUUUACAUGCUUAGCCAUUCAUAAUGGAACAAAAUACCAAGGGAACCAGUUUGCAUAUAAGGCCCUAAAAGGGACAUGUGGCUCACAUGACAUUAUCACAAUAUUUUGA
Anoplopoma fimbria (sablefish) is the source of this 2010-nucleotide messenger RNA. It is a transcript of the gene ghrhrb, whose product is annotated as growth hormone releasing hormone receptor b. The transcript has 13 exons. The record is from RefSeq and is a predicted model, not a curated record. Gene Ontology annotation, molecular function: vasoactive intestinal polypeptide receptor activity; G protein-coupled peptide receptor activity; peptide hormone binding. Gene Ontology annotation, biological process: adenylate cyclase-modulating G protein-coupled receptor signaling pathway; cell surface receptor signaling pathway. Bases 1 to 1398 code for a protein of 465 amino acids. Gene Ontology annotation, cellular component: plasma membrane. NCBI's taxonomy places the organism in Eukaryota, Metazoa, Chordata, Actinopteri, Perciformes, Anoplopomatidae.